ACAGUUUAAUAAUGAUAAGAGCACUAUCAGUGCCGUCCCAUAUAUAUAAAUCACCACCUCAGUAGCCAAAACUUUCAGUAUCAAGGAUGAAAUUAAUCGUUGUAUUCGCUGCUAUUGUAGCAGGAGCUUUCUCUGCUGAGAAUGUUCCUUUCUCUGGAAACGGUCUUGCUGCUAUGCUCGCUAAGUACGGUGGCUUAGCGCCAAUGCGACAAGGACGUAUUAUUGGCGGAGAUGCUGUCAGUAUCAAUUCAUUCCCAUGGACGCUUUCCUUACGUCGUUUGGGAUCUCACCGUUGCGGAGCUGUAAUCAUUUCCGCAAAUAGGGCUUUGUCCGCUGCUCAUUGUACCGAUGGUAUUGACGGUAAUGGAUUCGAAGUUCGUGCUGGAUCAACUCAACAUGGCAGUGGUGGUCAACUUAUUUCAACCAGUGACGUUAUCAACCAUCCGCAAUUCAAUUCAGAAACUUUAAUCAAUGACAUCUGUGUUAUUUGGCUAAGCAGUUCUUUGAACUUGGAACCUGCUGGUGUUUCCAUUGUUGCUAUGCACACGCAAGGUGCUGGUGUAGCUGCUGGAACCACAGUUACUGUAGCUGGUUGGGGUGCCACUUGUGAAGGUUGCGAUGACGUAGCAAGCUUACGUGCCGUUAGCAAACCGGUAGUUUCCAACGCUCAGUGUAAUGCCUUCUAUGGUGGUGGCAUUGCUGCCGGUAUGCUGUGCGCUGGAUUUCCUGCUGGAGGUCGUGACGCUUGCGAUGGCGACCAAGGUGGACCUCUGACGAUGGGAAAUACAUUAGUCGGUAUUGUAUCUUGGGACCGUCUCGAAUGCGCUCGACCCAACCGUCCUGGCAUUUAUGCUCGUGUUGCUCAUUACAGAACCUGGAUCAACUCAAAUAUGUAACAUGUAUCCGUUAAAUCAAUUAUAAAUGUUUGUUGAGUA
Molecule: messenger RNA, 935 nt
Organism: Bradysia coprophila
Lineage: Eukaryota; Metazoa; Arthropoda; Insecta; Diptera; Sciaridae
Product: trypsin beta-like
Biological process (GO): proteolysis
Molecular function (GO): serine-type endopeptidase activity
Source: RefSeq, a predicted model, not a curated record